AUGGGGGACCUAAACUUUGUACUGCAUGAUCAUGAAAAACUUAGUCAACAUCCUAUUAAUUCUUGUGAAGCUACUAUCUUCUUGGAAAAACUGGAAGAAGCAAAUCUCACUGACUUGGGGUAUACUAAGUGUCCCUUCACUUGGAAAAACAGAAGAGUGGGCUUACGACUCACUGAGAAAAGACUUGAUAGAGGAUUAUCAAAUGAGGAUUGGCUUGAUCUCUUUCCUAACUCUACCAUCUCCAACCUUCCAGCCAUAGGCUCUGAUCAUAACCCAAUCAUUCUCAAUACCAAUUCUAACUGGAAACAAGGACACAUACCUUUUAAAUUCUUUGGUUCUUGGCUUGAUCAUCAAUAUUGCAAGGAUAUUAUUGCUGAAUGCUGGAAGAAAAAUCACAAAGGUUCCCUUGCAAUCAAGAUAGCUAGGAAAUUAAGAGAUAUUAAAGUAAAAAUUAAGUUGUGGAAUAAAGAGGUAUAUGGUAAUAUUAAGACUAAUCUUGAGGAAAGCCUUCAAUAUUUGGAUUGGACCACCAAAAAUCAGUUCAACAACAACAAAGGGAAUGACAUCAGAGAAGCUAAGAAAGUUGUGGAUCACUGGAAAAAUGUUCAAGAAACCUUCUAG
Messenger RNA from Papaver somniferum (opium poppy), 621 nucleotides. RefSeq lists its product as uncharacterized. NCBI's taxonomy places the organism in Eukaryota, Viridiplantae, Streptophyta, Magnoliopsida, Ranunculales, Papaveraceae. The record is from RefSeq and is a predicted model, not a curated record. The transcript has a single exon. The coding region runs from base 1 to 621 and encodes 206 amino acids.